GUGUGUGUACCACUGGUCUCUUUCGGGCAGAGAAUAGAAAAGUUGGGGCAAAGUCUGAGUCAGCUCCAGCAGCUACUAGACACUCACAGCAACUCCCUCCACAGUGACAGACUGCUUCUCUUUCCUUUUUUUUUGUACUGCUCUUUCACUCAGUCAUUCACUCUCUCUCUCUCUCUCUCUCUCUCUCUCUCUAUCUCUCUCUCUCUCUCUCUCUUUCACACACACACACUCACACACACACACACACACCACCACCAUUCACUUCUGGCAGAGGGAAGACAGGACCACAGGAGAACAGUUACACACCUUUACUUCCAGUUAUUCACCCAGCCAUCGCCAGACACUUUUUCCCAGGAUGUGGACGCUUCUCUUGGGGGUCACCUUCGGAUUACUGGCCUCCUCCAGGUCCGAACAACUUCAAGUGAAUUCCCGCGGCUGCAGCUUUGCACGGGUAUUUCUGGCUGAGGGGGAGAGCCGUCACGCUCUGACCUUUGAAAUGGCUCAAAUGGUGUGUGAGCAGCUGCAGAGCGUAUUGGCCAGUCAAGAACAAGUCCAGCAGGCCUUUGAAAACUCCAUGCAGACAUGCAGGAAUGGCUGGACCAGCAAUAUCAGUACUGCCAUCCUCAGACAGGAUUCCCAUGAAAACUGUGCAAACAAGUCGACUGGCCUCAUUAUUAAUACACAUGUAAACGUUGAUGAUCCUUAUGAUGCCUACUGCUAUGAUGAAACAGUUGGGCCUGAGAAGAACUGCACAAAACGAUUUGUAUUAAAAGCCACACCAGAGCCUCAGGAGUCAACAACAGAAGGCCUGGAAGAGACGACUACAAAACCUGAGGAUGCUUCUGGCAGUGAGGGUGGGGACCCCACAGCAGCCCCUGGGGAAGAUGCUCUUACUGAGGGGUCUGAAACAACGCUGUCAGACUCCACUAUUAGUCUAGAAGAGACAGAGACUGCGACUGAGGGCCCCGCCGUGGAAGAAACAACUGUGGAGUUCGACCUUGGAUCUGGUAUGAUGCCAUCUGGAGAGGGAAAGAACACUCCGACGGCCCCUGUUGGAGAGCCUAAGUAUACACAAGCUCCCACUGAAGAGGGGCAUGAUGGAGAAGAUGUCACAAUAGAAUCUCCACCAGAACAACCAAAUCCUAAUGGCAAAGGACGGGUGCUGGGUCCUACUGAGCAGGGCGGAGGUUCAUCAAACUGGCUGGUUAUCCUUGUAGUGAUUGUUGCAGUUGCUGCUAUUCUUCUCGUGUGCGCAGCUGUUGUAAAAAGAAAGAGUUGGUGUGGCCAACAGCAGACCCUGAUGAUCACGUCCAAAGAUGGCGGCGAGGGCAACGGUGCUGCAGCAUCAGCAUCCAGCUCGCACGCCCAGGAGAGAGAGCAGGAGAUGGUGACCCUGAUGAAUAAGGAGAAGAUCACGGAGAACGGCAACACGGAGGAGUUCACCGUCAUCAAGCUAGAGGAGUCGCCAGAUAAAGAACAGCUGGCGUGAGAGAGUGUAGAAGCAGACGGGGAAGAGUCGGGGAGGAUGGGGAGGGUGGAGUCGGACGGGGGGGCGGGGUGGGGCUCUAAACACUGGGGGUGAAAACUGCUUUGGUGGCCAGCACUGGAUGGACACUGAGUAAAGGUGUCUGAUAUUUAGAAAUAUGGUCUAACGGAAGUACACUGGGUGUGACUUUCAUGUGCAGCAUUCUGUGUGUCUGGUAUGCCAGAUUAGUGAGGACUGAAUGGCGGUUUAGGAGCGUCAUUCACUGUGGGGUAUCAUGCAGGGUGUGUGAAUGUGUCUCAUGUCUCUGUGUUUAAUGACGGGAUGGGUUUUAAAGGGAGGGGGUGGUGAGGGUCUUAUUUGUGGAAAACUAGUUGUUGACAGACUCUUCUCUUUGUUUUUAUAAUUGGUUAUUCCUAAAUUAUCUGGCCUUUUAGCCUUAAUGGGAAAUAAUAAAUAGUUAAUGAGUGGGUUAUUCUUGUUUGAGAUACUGCAAAUAGAAAACACAUAAUUUUGAGCAAAACAACCCGCAAUGUUUUAUUUCUUUGAUUUAUGUACUUAUUAUUGUAACCCUGUGUAUAUUUCAGCCGUGCCUGUGGACUAAAGUUGUUUUGUUGUUGCCAUUUUCAAGACGACUGGGGAUGUCACCACCUUAAUUUAUGCAGCUUUUAUUCCCUUUUUCUUGUUCUCUGUAUAUAAAGUGUAUGUUUUGCCUUAGCAAUAGCCACCAGUGCUUUUUGUUGUUUGGUAGAAAGGAGGCGUUGUAUCCCUUUUAAAUAAAGGUUGUGUCAUGUUUUGAGAGUUAUUUAAAUAGAAAAACAAUACCUCAGAGGUAAACAAUUGUAAAUUGAUUUUUGCAAUAGUCAAAGUGGAGUGGAUAUUGCAAGCGAGUAUCCAAACAGUACAACGGAUGCACCAUGGAAGUCAGUUAAUAUGGAAUGAUUUAUUUUGGGUUGGAAAUAUGAUGAAAUUAAGUCCCUAAUGUUAUCCUGAGGAUAAGUAGAAUGAAUAUGAUAUACUGUAUGCAUACUAUAUACACAGUGUGUACAUUGAUUGAGGAAAAAAAGAAAGAGCAAAAUAAAUAACUGGAUACAUGAAUCAUUUUUUGAAUGUAGGAUUAAAACUCAACCGUGAUAGCGGCCUAGCUUUAGAUGCUAAACUGCAUGGCACAUAUGAUAAUGGGGGGCCCAUGUGCUGUAAACCAUAGCAAUGUAAAGGUUCCUUCAUAAGAAAGGGGCUGUGACAGCAUCGUCUAUGUGCUUCCGAGGGGAGGGGGGGGGGGAUGAAUGAAGCUUGCGUGCUUGCCCAUGCCUCAGUGUGACAGUCUCUGUACAUUUGUCACAUGUAAACAAAAUGCUGCAGUUUUUCUACUGACCUUCUUAUUGGUGAAAUGUAUUAUUCAUUGUGUCAUAUCGCUAUUGCUUGUAUGACUGCUAAUUCUUACCGGUUUCAGUAUGAAAAGGCUGCAUUACAUACAACGUUCUUUUGUUGUUUUUUUCUGACUUGUUCUUGUAUUUUUCCUGCUUUUGCUCUUUUGAUUUGUUUUGAAGAGAAGUAGCAAAUGUACUAGUUUAGGCAGGUUUUAAGAAAAAUUAACUGAAGAUGUCGCUGAAAAGAUUUGUAAAGUCAUGGACAAAAAUAAAUGUGUAUAGAGAAAUAUG
Trematomus bernacchii (emerald rockcod) is the source of this 3144-nucleotide messenger RNA. RefSeq names its product CD44 molecule (Indian blood group) b (gene cd44b). The record is from RefSeq and is a predicted model, not a curated record. The transcript has 8 exons. Gene Ontology annotation, biological process: inflammatory response; cell adhesion; positive regulation of ERK1 and ERK2 cascade. Bases 356 to 1489 code for a protein of 377 amino acids. NCBI's taxonomy places the organism in Eukaryota, Metazoa, Chordata, Actinopteri, Perciformes, Nototheniidae. Gene Ontology annotation, cellular component: basolateral plasma membrane; plasma membrane; macrophage migration inhibitory factor receptor complex. Gene Ontology annotation, molecular function: cytokine receptor activity; hyaluronic acid binding.